AUGCUGAACACCUUGAAGAAAAGUGGCAUACUUGUUCCCGAAGGGUUCAUUCCGGUACGGACCUGUUCAGAUGAUCAGGGCCAAGAUAUUCCUUUCGAUUACUUCUUCUACAAGUUCCUCUCAGGUUCAACCUGGCGUAUACCCAAGCAUCCUCUCAAAUCAUUAAGCCUUCCAGAAGACAAAUUCCUACAGCUUAUUGAGGGCUAUGGUCAGAUACAGAUCAAGCUUUCCGAACUUCAACUUCCUGUCGACCAGAUCGGCUGUCUUCGGUCUGGCUCACAGCCUGGGAACAUUGAGGUUGGACCUAUUAUAGCUCGAGGUUGUUUUCAGACUCCUCAGCCACCGUAUCUCCUUGGACGGUUCUCCAGCAUGAAAGAUCGAUAUCUCGCUCAUAUUAAAGCAGCCCUGGACUACAUCCUGUUAGGAGCGAUAUGUCAGUCCGAUCCCAUAGACGCAUAUCUUUGGCACCUCGAAUUAGAAGAAUUGGUCAAUCACAGUGCUGUUUUAGCACAACCACUUCAGGAAGUAUUUGUCAACCAUGAUGAUGAAAAAGGUGACCACCUGAUGUGGAAUGAGGAAGGAAAAAUACUAGGAGUGCUGGAUUGGGAAUGGGCAUACGUGACAAGCAAAGGAGAAGCGUUCUCCUCCGCUUACAUAUUCUACGAGUCUUGGAAAUACAUUAGAGGCGAUAACACUGUCACCAAAGAGGAGAAUAUGUUGAUUGAUUACUAUGAAUGA
Kwoniella mangroviensis CBS 8507 is the source of this 738-nucleotide messenger RNA. RefSeq lists its product as uncharacterized. The record is from RefSeq and is a predicted model, not a curated record. Bases 1 to 738 code for a protein of 245 amino acids. NCBI's taxonomy places the organism in Eukaryota, Fungi, Basidiomycota, Tremellomycetes, Tremellales, Cryptococcaceae. The transcript is spliced from 3 exons.